Molecule: messenger RNA, 2231 nt
Organism: Musa acuminata subsp. malaccensis (wild Malaysian banana)
Lineage: Eukaryota; Viridiplantae; Streptophyta; Magnoliopsida; Zingiberales; Musaceae
Product: 70 kDa peptidyl-prolyl isomerase
Molecular function (GO): protein binding; peptidyl-prolyl cis-trans isomerase activity
Source: RefSeq, a predicted model, not a curated record
CCAAAGAUUGUUCCAGAUAACAGGAGAAGGGGCGGAACGAAGCAGGCUUGUCUUGUGGCGAACAGCAUGGCGCACUCGUCGAGGCUCACCUUGUCUGCGUCCGCCGCGAGGGCGGCCGCUGCCGUGGUCGACGACGACGACAAUCUCGACGAGGAGCCCGGUGAGGAGAUCGAGUCCGCGCCGCCGCUCCGGGUCGGCGAGGAGAGGGAGAUCGGAGGCGCCGGCCUCAGGAAGAAGCUUCUCAGGCCCGGCCGCGGCUGGGAGACCCCCGUCCUCGGCGACGAAGUUACAGUUCAUUAUGAGGGUAGAUUGCUGGAUGGACGCAAGUUCGAGUCCACUCGGGACCGAGGGGAGCCUCUCACUUUUGAGCUGGGCGGUGAACAAGGCAUUGCUGGCUUGGAUCAAGGAAUAAUUACCAUGAAAAGGGGGGAAUUGGCACUAUUUACAUUGCCUUGUUCUUCUGGUUAUCGACAUGCUGCUGCUCAAGGUGUUCCUCCUGAUGCUGAUAUGCAGUUUGAGGUAGAACUACUAUCAUGGCUAACAGUCAUGGACAUUUGCAAGGAUGGUGGAAUAGUUAAGAAAGUUUUAUCAGGUGGGGAUGAUAGGCAAACAGGAGAUUUGGAUGAAGUUACAGUCAAGUAUCAAGUCAGGCUGCUUGAUGGCACGAUUGUUGCAGAAACUCCUGAAGGAGGAUUUGAGUUUUGUGUUAAUCAAGGGCAUUUGUGUCCAGCAUUACCCAAGAUUGUGAAUACCAUGAGAAGAGGGGAGAAGGCUUUUGUCACCAUUCAACCACAAUAUGCAUUUGGAGAAGCGGGGAGAGAAGCUAUUAAUGGAUUACCUGCUAUUCCGUCAAAUGCCGUGUUGAAUAUUGAAGUUGAGUUAGUAUCUUUGAAGCCUGUUGUUGAUGUUACUGGUGAUAUGAAGGUAUUGAAGAAGAUUCUGAGAGCAGGCGAAGGUCUCCGUACACCGAACAGCGGGGAGACCGUUUGUGUUAGGUAUACUGCCAUGUUCAAAGGUGGCACUACUUUUGAGAAAGUAGGCUUUGAUGGAGAAAGUUUUCAAUUUAUAAUUGAUGAAGAACAGGUUAUUGCUGGUUUAGAUCGUGCUGUAUCAACAAUGUUGAAGGGUGAACUAUCUGAACUGACUAUAGAACCGGAGUAUGCAUUUGGAAAUGACGAAGCUAAGCGGGAUGUAACCAUAAUUCCUUCAAGUUCAACUUUGAUAUAUGUGGUGGAGUUGUUAGACUUUACAAAGGAAAAAGACAUACGGGAGAUGACUGGUCUUGAGAAGAUACAAGCUGCUGAAGGCACAAAAAGUUCAGGCAAUGAUCUUUUCAAGAACGGGAAGUUUGAACGAGCUGCAAAGAAGUAUGAUAAGGCUGCUAGGUAUAUUGAUGGUGAAGGAACAUUUGAGGAUAAUGAGGAAAAGCUAGUGAAAUCUCUGAGAAUCUCGUGCUGGUUGAAUUCUGCAGCAUGUUGCCUAAAACUGAAGGACUUUCAGGGAGCUAUUCGGUUAUGUUCACAGGUACUAGAUAAUGAGUUCUGCAACGUGAAGGCACUGUACAGGCGAGCACAAGCUUAUAUUGAAGCUGCUGAUCUGGAUUUAGCUAAGUUGGAUAUUCAGAAGGCAUUAGAGCUCGACCCAAAGAACAAGGAGAUGAAGUCACUACAGAUGACAUUGAAACAGCUUCAAGCAGAGAAGAAUAGAAGAGAUGCAAAGUUGUACGCAAACAUGUUCCAAUGGACAAGAAAAGAUGCAGAUGUGAUGGUGAAGAAGCUGAAGGUUGGGAAGCCACAAGGUGAUGAGAGGGAGGGGAGCGCCGAAGUGGAGGCAUCCAAUCUGGAGAACUACAUGAGAUGUGAGCGCAAAGUGGCAGAGAAAGAAGUAAAAUGUGACAGGGAAACACAGGCGAUGGAGGUGGUGGAUGCUACUUGUGCCGGUGACAGGGAGAUGGCAGAUUCCGUGGGGAGGUGAACAGCCUGCGGCAAUCUUGGAGGACGCUGAUGAUGGUCUAAUAUUGGUCCCUGGGGGUGGAAGAGAACCCGCCGAAAACUCACCUCGGACCAGGAACUUAUCCUCCCAUGCAGGGUUCCUUAGAUACGUUGGUUAAGUUUUGGUAUUCCUCAUAGAAACCGUACCGUAUUUUUACAUGGUGCAUCCGCGCUACUUAUUCAUCAUGUCCUCCUUUUCAGACGGACAUUGCAAAAUGCGAUCUUCACAUGGCUCAUCAA